GAUUGAUUCUGAUUGGAGAUCCCAAAAGGCUAGUACACGACAGAACGAUUCGGUCCGGGAAGCAAGUGAUAGUUGAAAAUGGCCAAUACUCUGCAACGAGGCUUGUCUGCUGCCACUGUACUUCGUCGUUCUGCUUUCCUCUCUUCGUCGAGAUCAUUCUCCGCAGAGGCAUUGGUGGAAGUCAAACCGGGAGAGGUCGGUAUCGUUUCGGGAAUCCCUGAAGAGCACCUUCGAAGGAGGGUUAUAAUAUAUUCACCUGCUCGAACUGCAACCCAGCAAGGUUCUGGAAAAGUUGGAAGGUGGAAAAUCAAUUUUUUGUCAACCCAAAAGUGGGAAAAUCCACUGAUGGGCUGGACAUCCACAGGGGAUCCAUAUGCCAAUGUUGGAGAUGCAGGGCUUAGUUUUGAUAGUGAGAAGGCUGCAAAAGCAUUUUCUGAAAGACAUGGUUGGGAGCAUGUGAUUAAGAAGCACCAUACACCUUUAUUAAAGCAUUAGAAGUGAUCAAAGCAGAACUCGAUUCAAGUCCUGAUUCUCAGCCUAAGGCAUAUGCGGACAACUUCAAGUGGAAAGGUCCACCCAAGACUUCGGAAAACUGAAAGUUGAGCGAUUAGCAGAAGCAAUUUGACGAGGUUUGAUAUGCCUUUAUUAUCUGUUAAUGUAUUGCUCAAUGAAGUAGCGAAUGCAACUCCUGAGAAACCCUCUCAAGUCGACUUUUUAAUAAGUGUAAAACAAGCUUAUGAAGCAUAAUUUUCAUUCUUUUACAAUAAGAUACAUUUGUAUUAUAUAUACUAUAUAUUUCUCCAUACAUGUUAUAUACAAGGAAAGCCUCUCUUAAGCGUUCGAACUA
This is a messenger RNA of Nelumbo nucifera (sacred lotus), 847 nucleotides long. RefSeq names its product NADH dehydrogenase [ubiquinone] iron-sulfur protein 4, mitochondrial-like. The record is from RefSeq and is a predicted model, not a curated record. Lineage: Eukaryota; Viridiplantae; Streptophyta; Magnoliopsida; Proteales; Nelumbonaceae. Gene Ontology annotation, biological process: electron transport chain.